AUGUUCGACCUUAUUCUCUUUGAAUCAAUUAUUGGUGACGUCAUGGGUUGUGCUACAAGUGACAUGACUCCAGUGUAUAUUCAAAUAGAAAGGCAUGCAACACACAACAAACCAGGACCUGUUGCUAUGGAGCUUGACAUUGAGGAAUAUAGAUACAUUGUAAGACAAGAAAUAAUUAAAGGACCAUCUUUUACUCUGUGUCUCUGA
This is a messenger RNA of Leptosia nina, 207 nucleotides long. The record is from the annotation of a GenBank genome assembly. NCBI's taxonomy places the organism in Eukaryota, Metazoa, Arthropoda, Insecta, Lepidoptera, Pieridae.